AGCCAGCGGCUUGAUGUCGGGCCGACCUGGAUCGAGCACGUCCAGGCUUGCUCUGGUUGGACUCGCUGCGGCGCAGCCAUGCACACGUGACCACGAAAGCCUCUUCCCGCACAUGUCCAGCCCGGCAGCAUCUGCCUCCAUCGCGCCCACCUCCAUCCCGCCAUCGCACCCUUGCCGCCGCACCUGCCAUCAUGGAAGACUUCCAGGGAGCCGAGGAGAAAGCCUUCAUCGUUGAGGAGGUCAACAACGUCAUCAAGGAGUCCAUCGAAAACACCAUCCAGAAUGCGGCAUAUCACCACAACAAGGUCGCCCAGUGGAACUCCAACAUCGUCGAGCUGUGUCUCAAAAAGCUCACCGGCCUCAACAAAGCCUUCAAGUACAUUGUGACGUGCACGAUUAUGCAAAAGAACGGAGCCGGCCUGCACGCAGCAUCAUCGUGCUACUGGGACAACUCGAGCGACGGCAGCACAACAUACAAGUACGACUCCAAGACCAUGUAUGUGAUCGUCAAUGUCUUUGGCUUGGCAAUCUGAAGGGAUCGACUCUUCCUCAACACCGCUGCUCUGGCGGCAUCGUCGGCAGUCAAGUUGCCGCACCCACGCCAUCCGGCCCAGCAGUAUCCCCGAGACUUCUGUCUUGGACCACAUGUGCAUAUCGACCCCAGCAACCCAUCCUCCUCUUCUGCGUCGUCCGCGGUUGGGCUUUUGAUCCUCCGAACGUGGUCGAGCUGCUCGCUACUGCUUCCCUCUCUCCCUCCCAUCCAAUCACACUGCACUUCUGCUCAAUAGAUAUCUCUACGGUUUGUGAUUCACCCAUGGCCUGUGUGUUUCGAGCAGACCGGAUGGGUGUCGGUCCGAGCUUCCCUCACACUCUCUCCCCUUCCCUUCCUCCGAGACCAGCCAGCAGUCCAGGC
Molecule: messenger RNA, 913 nt
Organism: Polychytrium aggregatum
Lineage: Eukaryota; Fungi; Chytridiomycota; Chytridiomycetes; Polychytriales
Product: Tctex-1
Exons: 5
Coding region: 192-533 (113 amino acids)
Biological process (GO): microtubule-based movement
Cellular component (GO): cytoplasm; cytoplasmic dynein complex
Molecular function (GO): dynein intermediate chain binding
Source: RefSeq, a predicted model, not a curated record